Molecule: messenger RNA, 3928 nt
Organism: Xiphophorus hellerii (green swordtail)
Lineage: Eukaryota; Metazoa; Chordata; Actinopteri; Cyprinodontiformes; Poeciliidae
Product: zinc finger protein 3 homolog
Exons: 3
Coding region: 546-2207 (553 amino acids)
Biological process (GO): regulation of transcription by RNA polymerase II
Cellular component (GO): nucleus
Molecular function (GO): DNA-binding transcription factor activity, RNA polymerase II-specific; RNA polymerase II cis-regulatory region sequence-specific DNA binding
Source: RefSeq, a predicted model, not a curated record
ACUGCACGGCUCUGGAUAAAAUAAACUGAAAUACACAGAAUAUUAUCAGGGAACUAGUUCUCACCGCGGAGGAAGCAGGACAUGCCCGGGUUUUGUUUACAUCUGGAUGGUUUGCUUUAUUCGUCACUGUUUGUGUUUUCGGGCUGUUUUGUUAGGAGUUGGAGUUUGGAGUUUAUUUCGGUCUUAAUGGGAUUAUUUUUGUUGUUUGGUGAUGUAAAACAUAGAAGAGAGUUACAGAAGGAGUUUAAUCUUGUAAUGUCUGCAUGAUUCGUCAGGACUCUUCUGUGAUUCCUGGUAUAAACAGCGCAGUGAACAAGUAUUUGUUGCUACCCUUUAUAAUUUCAGCUAAUCAAUCAAAUAAUAUCGAAAAUAACAAGAGUAAGUAAAACGUACAGUUAUAAAAUUAUUUUAUAGAGCUUUGGAACGUGACGUCACUGCUCUAGGCGUAGGGAUAUGAGCGCCAUCUUGUAUGGCCAUAAACACAACUGAGAGAAACGACUGUCUCUCAGAUAUUUUCAAUAUAAGUUACUUAAAAUUAUUUAGCAAUGGUUCAAACUUGCUGCGUUAUUGGCUGUAAUGUCCGAUCACACGACCGAAAAGGUAAAAAGAUGGAAAACGGACUUUCGUUUCACUGUUUUCCUGCCUGGAAACAACGCGAGGGGGCUAAGCUAUCGGAGCUAACGAAAAGGAGACGAAUGGCCUGGAUAUCCGCGGUGAGACGUCCUGAUAUCACGUUCUCCAACAUCCCAAGAUAUCUAAAAGUUUGCUCCAGACAUUUCCAUUCUGGCAAACCGGCCUAUGAAAUGUAUGAGCUCAAUCCAGACUGGUUUCCAACGCUGAAUCUGGGUCACUGCGAGGGAAAAGCCACAACAUCCGACCGACAUGCGCGUCAAUUAAAGAGGCCAUACAGCAGCGCAGUUGAAGGCCAGGCAGCAAAGACCAUGGUAGAUCAACAAGUUACAGAAUCACCAGAAGAGGUUUUCCACGGCAUCAUGUCUGUUACUUCAGAGGUUCCAGUUGAUGAUCUUCUCAUAAACAAAGAGAGACGAAUAAAAGAGGAAGAGGAGGAACCAGAACCACGGCCAAAUAAAGCAGAAAAAAUCCAGCUGUGGGUCGUUCAGGAUGACGGACAGCUCAUCUUAAAGCGGGAGACCAGCACCUCUACAGCAACUCGUGUUUAUGAGGAAAUGUGCCACAGUGAACCAGAACUGGAGCAGAUGAUGGAGACAAAAGAGGAACCAGAACCUGUAGAGAUUAAAAAGGAACCAGAAGAUCCAGAACCUGUGAGGAUUAAAGAGGAAGAGGAGGAUUGCAAUCAGGUUAAAUAUCAUCUUGUAGUGAAGGAAGAGCCUGAAUCCUUUAUGGUGACUCCAACUAAUGAUCAAAAUCACAACAGUGAACCAGAACCAGACAAGAACCAGCCUGAAGAUGGAAGCAACCAGAACGACUCAGGAUCCAGUAGAAAUCACGGCGACAACGUGGACAAUUCAGAACUACAAGGGCAAGAAUCCGAUUUUCACCAGUGUAACAUUUGUGGUAAACGUUUCACUAAGCCUUACUACUUAACUGCUCACUUGAAAACCCACAUGAAGGAUAAGCCGUAUUGUAAAAUAUGUGAUAAAUAUUUUACCAGGCGAUCGUAUUUGACGGUUCACAUGAGGAACCACUCAGAUGGACCUGUACAGAAACUAUUUCCUUGUGAGCUUUGUGAAAAGUCUUUCAAACGGAGUAGUCAUUUAGCGUCUCACCUCAGAACUCACACAGGUGAAAAGCAGCUGCCUUGUAAUAUGUGUGAUAAAUCUUUUACAAAGAGAAGUAAUUUAUUAUCUCAUCUCAGAACUCACACAGGUGAACAACCAUAUCAUUGUGAGCUUUGCGAUAGAUCUUUUAAACAUGGUAGUAAUUUAUUGCGUCACCUCAGAACUCACACAGGGGAGAAGCCAUACCUUUGUGAACUGUGUGACAGAUCUUUCACACAGAAAGCCUGUUUAGACGAUCACCUGAGAACUCACACCCGGGAGAGACCGUUUAGUUGUGGGUCCUGUGAUAAAUCUUUCAUACAUCAUAGUGAUCUGACCUGCCAUAUGAGAAUUCACACAGGUGAGAAACCAUAUUCUUGUAAGCAGUGUGAUCAAACUUUCAGAUGGAGAAAAAGUUUAGUUCUUCACCUUAAAACUCACACAGAUGCGACUGAUAAAAAGCCUUAGCUAGCUGCUGCUAAACAGUCAGUACUUGCUAACUCUGCUAAAGGUGUCCACCCCAUUACUCCUGUUUGUUCGUGAAGGAAUUAGCAGCAAUAUAAUAAUGUGAGGAAAAGUGAACAAACAGUGAAUCUGAUUGGAUCCAUGUAUAUAGUGUAGAAAAUAAUGUUAGAACAAAGUGAUCUUUGAUUCUUUUCCCAGUGGGAACAUUUCUGAGCAGCCUUAGAAAGAACCUGGUGGAACUGGUUUUUCAUCAGGACUCUGACAGUAGAGCACAUCACUCACACUGAUAUACACUUAAUGAUUUAUCCAAUUUUGGAACAGCUUUUCUAAAUCAAGGUUAAAAUCCCAUUUGUUUAGAAUUGUGUUUUAUUAAUACAAACUGGAAAAUGGAUUUAUUUGAGUUUUUAUUACAAUAUUUUGUGAUUUUGAUGAAGAUGUAUAAUGUUUGUUUUCAUUGUGUACAGAAUCCUGACCUGCCUUGUCUUUUCUUGCUUCAUGUUUAUUUGGGACUUAAAAUGGAGCUGAAUUUCUUUAGAGUAAAAAUAUUUGUGUCCAAUCUGUCUGCUUAAUUUUUUCUUUUUUUUCUUCUAGUGAGGAGAAACUAUAGCAAAAGUUCUUACAAAUAUUUUUAAAAUCAGUGAUUUUGAUUGCAAAAAAUUACAAAAAGAAUUGUAAAAUCCAAAAGACACUGAUUAUAAUUUAUCACUGCUUUCUGUCUUUCCUUUGUUGCAGUGGUUGGACCAGAUUGUAACACAAUUAAUUACAGAUGCACAUUAAUAUGUUAUGGAUGUAUACUUCUUGUAUUAUGGAUUUUUUGCAGAAUUUAAAAACCUAAUCCAGAGCAGUAAUAAACAUCCAUUUUUAGCUGGACAUGACUGUAGUUUGUUAGUUAAAUGCUAAAGUCAUUCUUAAAGUUGGCUGAUUAAAUUGGGAGAAAAUAUAUUUUUAUACGUGGAGCAAGACUCGUGUCAACUUAGAGAAAAAAUGUUUGUAUUCGGAGGAGAAACUUUAAUUGUGAUCAAAAUUUCAGUAGAUUAGAAAUUAAAAGUGUCAAACAAGUUAAAGGAACAAUAUCAGAAACAAAGAGAAGAAAAGAUGGUUUUAAAACAUCCAUUGAAAUGAUAAGUGAGGGUUUAGUCAGUUGUUACAUUUUUAAAUGUAUUAUUUAUCUAUUUUUAAAUUACAUGUUUUGUCGACGUUCCUGGCAGUAAUGCACCAUUUAUUUCUUUGCCAGCCUUCACUACCUGCCACAAGAAGAAGAACGGAAACCUUGCUAUGACUUCCAGGCAUCCUUCUUGUUACCUUCGGUUAUAAAGCGGUUUUUGCCGUGUGACCUGAAUAUUUCAGCGUCUGCAGUAACAAUAUCUUCGGUUAAUCAUCAGAGAGCGACUAACUGCUGCUGUUGGAGGAAUAUUUAAAAACAUUUUCCAUUAGGAGGAAGAGAUCAGAGAUCAGUCUUCAGCUCAGACUGCUGAGGAACAGCUGGAAAACCCAAAGCAUCCGUCCUCGAUGCAGCCGUCACGGCAUCGAGUCCCGACCCUUUGACCUUUGCUGCAUGUCUCCCCCCUCACAACCCACUUUCUGAAAUAAAGGCCAAAUUAAUAGUUUUCUUUCUGGUUGUUUUUGAUUUAUACAGAACCCCGACUCAACGGAUAGCUGUAUCCAAGAUAUGAUGAUGUGUUUAUGCAAAUAAAACUCAACUAUCUGCAUAAUUCUCAUCGAUA